GGAGCGCUAGAGCCGUAGAUAUUUACCAGCAGAGCCCUUGUGCGGCCAUUUUAUCAUCCAGGGGAUAGGGAAAUUAGAGUCCCCUUCCCUGGAGGCUGUGGGCUGUACGCCCUGGGGCUAGGGAAGUGGCUGAAGGAUGACUAGUUAAGUCCUAGGGAGGCGAAAAAGGCAGCAGCAGGGUUCCUUGCCCCUGCAGCGGGGAUAUGUGCGGGCCCCGCAGGGAGAGGCUGCGUCAGGCCCGCUCACUCCCCCGCCGAGGUGGCGGCAGGCAGCUGCCAGGCCAGGCCUGGGCUGGAACCACUGAGGGCUGCCGGUGGCGGACACAAUAAGGGAACGAGCCGACGCGCUGCUCCUUCCUCCCGCACGCGGGCCGGAACAGGCAGGCAGGGAGCGGGGCGGGGGAGCGUCGCUCGGCUGGUUGCUGCCGUGCACUGGGGAAGCCGGGGGGAAGGGGCUCGGUGCUGGGUUGUUGUGCGAGAGGCAGAGCGCGCUGGCCGGGCGAAGGGCCAGGCCCCCGCCGGCGGUGCCUGGGCGAGCAACGCGGGCAUGGAGUGAGGGGAGCAGCGACAGGAGGAAGAUGGCCGGUGGCGGCGGCUGCAGGGACAGCUUGUUUCUGGAAGUAUGGAACACACCAUGGAUCGCUAGAAAGAGUGGUUAUAGCUGUCAUCAAGCUUUGAAUAGAUCACAAUCCAGGAGAGAUGGAGGUUAUAAAAAUAAUUGGAGCUUUGAUCAUGGAGAAGAAAGUGAAGGAGAUGCAGAGAAAGAUGAGGCAAAACUGCUCCGCAUAGAUGAGAGUGAUGGGUCCUUCAGUCCCACUGAAGAAAAGAAGUCACUACGCUGUCGACCAGGAACUGUUGGCACCAGCGGCGAGUAUAUAAAAACAUAUGCAAGGCGAGGCAAAACUGGAAGUUUUAGAGUUUUGAAAGGGAACUCAAUUGGACUCAACAUGCUGGGAAAUAGCAAGAAAUUGAGUGAAAAUUCCCAGAAUGUAACUUGUCCAGGAACCGUAGUGCACGGUAGACGUUUUCACCAUGCUCAUGCGCAGAUACCAAUAGUAAAAACAGCAGCCCAAAGCAAUCUGGAUCGAAAGGAAAGAAAAGAAUACCCCCCUCAUUUUCAGAAGAUAGAAAUUGACCCUGUUAGAUUACCUCGGCCUCAUUUGGUGGAAAGUAUAAUGGAAAACACCGAAGAGUCAGGAUCAGAAUCGGAAUCUGAAAUUAAGAGGAAGGAUUUGGAACCAACUGAUUAUUCCACACUUUGCUCAGGCUGUGAAAAGACAAAUGAAAAUCAGACCAAAUGCCAAAGUUAUGGAAAUAUUUUCUGUAAGGAUUUGCAAAGACGCUCCAAACAAACUGUGUCAUUGAGUGAAUCUCUGAGACCUUUAUUGCGAUCUUCAAUACAUCAGAAUUCAACAGGGCAAAAAUCUCCAGGUACAGGAUUGAACACGCAGAAGUUCUAUGGCUCUGCUGGUGGGAAGGGUCCAGUUGAUAUCAUACUGAGUAAUGAUAUUAUAGGACAUUCUGUGUCACGACCAAAUGGAAAAGUUGGUCUCUUAACUGGGACAAAAAAUCCUAAAAGUUCAGGAAACUUAAGACAGAGGAAUACAAGACCAUCUGAACUAAAUGAUCCGAUUAUUUUGUCCAGUGACGAGGAGGAGGAUGACGACGACAGUGGCAGCACUAACGGAAUGGAAAGCACAUCGCCUCGACCCGCAGAUUCAGCCCGUUCUUCCCCAGCACCUUCCACAGGAAAGGUGGAAGCAGCAUUAAAGGAAAAUACUUCUGGAAUAGAACAGAGACUAAGUACUGUUGCAGCAGACACAGAAAUUGCCAUCACGUUACCAAGAAAAGCAAGAAUGAAAGAUCAGUUUGGCAACAUUGUAUCUAACACACCAAUAAAACGUCGUAAAGUUACUUCUCAAGAAGUAACAGAUGCUGUACCUAUAAAUUACCAAAACUCCUGGGAAAGCGUCAUUCUACACUGUCGAAGUAUACGAAUAGGAACCCUUCGAAGAAUGGUUGUGGAACCUGUGAUUUUUUGCCUUGAUUUUAUCAAGAUACGUCUUGAAGAGUCAGAAAGUGAUUCCCGAGAGAUUAAUUUAAAAACUUCUGAACUUACCAAAUGCGAGUGGUGUGGUGUCCGAAAGUUGCCAGUAGUGUUUCUGCAAACAGUACCUGCUGCCUGUCUUAGCCUGAGAUCCCAACUGAAGAUGAGUAGGGAGAAGGAUAAUGUCUGGUAUGACUGUAAAGGAGUGAAUCCAGAAGAACAGUAUAUUGUUCUGAUUUUUGAGACUGGCCUUGAUGCUCAUGGAAAUACAAUAUUUGAAAAAAUUGUUGCUGAGAUUGGUAUCCGGAAUAAUAUUUCUGAUUUCUUUGUGAAAAUUCCAUUUGAAGAAGCCAAUGGUAGGCUUGUGGCCUUUACAAAAUCCUUGGAAGACAACUCCAAAGGAAGUGCUUCUUCUCUUAAAGAAAACAAAAUAAAAAAUGUUGUCUCUGAAUCCAAAAUACAGCUGAGAAAUGCACCUUCGUUUCAAUUUUUUGAUGAUGAUGAAAUUGGAGAGCCACAUACAGUCUUUAUCGGUCCUAUAGAAAAGUUGAUAGUUUAUCCACCUCCUCCUGCUAAAGGUGGUAUUUCUGUGACCAAUGAAGACCUCCAUUGCCUAAAUGAAGGAGAAUUUUUAAAUGAUGUUAUUAUUGAUUUUUAUUUGAAGUAUUUGGUCCUAGAAAAACUGAAAAAAGAAGAUGCUGACAGAAUUCAUGUGUUCAGUUCAUUUUUCUAUAAACGCCUUAAUCAAAGAGAGAGAAGAAAUCUUCAUGAAACUGCAAAUCUAUCAGUACAGCAGAAGCGACAUGGACGAGUAAAAACAUGGACACGGCAUGUUGACGUUUUUGAGAAGGAUUUUAUUUUUGUUCCCCUUAAUGAAGCUGCUCACUGGUUUUUAGCUGUCAUCUGGUUUUCCUGGUUUAGAAAACCAAGAUAUGAACCAAAUCCCCACUACCAUGAAAGUGCACCAAUGCAAAUAAAAGCAUCCUCUUCAGAGAGGAGAGAACAGCACUCCAUCUCCUUUGCCAAUGAAUUGGAUUCAUCUUCACAAAGCUCAUCCUUCCAAGUCCACAGUAAAGAGACACACAAAAAACUUUCUGUAGCUUUAACUGACACAAACAGGGAAAUGGAGGACAGUGAGUUGCUAUAUUGUAGAAGAAGCCCUUGUAGGGGAAAAAGUGAAUUAAAAAGUAAAUCAAAGACAGUGAUUCAAGAAGAACCUAGGACCAUGGAAUCUGCAUGUCAUAAACUUGAUCAUAGGACUGCUGACGAGAAUGGUGUACAGAGUGAAUACACAACUGCUGUACAACCUAUGGAUGGCUUGCACAAAAUCAGGCUGAACUAUAGUGAAGACUCCACUGAUGGCAGUAAAUUAAAUGAAGAUGAGCUUAUAGAUUUUUCUGAAGAUCAAGAUAACCAGGAAGACAGCAGCGAUGAUGGGGGUCUUGUAGAUGAUAACUGUAAUUCAGAGUUGGGACAGUGGCAUCUGAAGCCUAAUGUUUGCAUACAACCCUGCAUUCCUAUGGACUCCCUGAGAGGCCCUUCCCGGUCAAAUGUUGUGAAAAUAUUAAGGGAAUAUUUGGAAGUAGAAUGGGAAGUCAGGAAAGGCAGUAAAAGAAGUUUCUCCAAAGAUGUCAUGAAAGGCUCUAAUCCAAAAGUGCCACAACAGAACAACUUCAGUGAUUGUGGAGUGUAUGUACUGCAAUAUGUGGAGAGCUUUUUUGAGAAUCCCAUUCUCAAUUUUGAGCUACCAAUGAACUUAACAGACUGGUUUCCACGCCCCAGAAUGAAAACUAAACGAGAAGAAAUACGAAACAUAAUCCUGAAAUUGCAGGAACAGCAGAACAAAGAAAAGAAGGGACAGAAGGACCUACAUUCACCAGAAAGAGCUCUGCAGGAAGGAACAGAACAAUUUAUCAACAGUAGCUCAGACUAAAUAUUAUGUCUGUUGCAUGUUAGCUCUGCAGUCAAAAACUGAAAUAUAUUUUCUUUGUCUGCCCAGACUAAAGAAUUGGAGUAUUCUCUGCCCAAAAGUUAUUUGGGAAUGUUAAUGCCUGUAUAAAUGUGUCAUAAAAGGAAUACAUUCCCAAAAAGAUAUGUAUUAAGUAAACAAGUUUGUACAUAUGUUAAUGAGGCCAACUUUUUCAGCGUUUGUAAUUAAUUUUUUUCACUUGUUAGGAAGCUUUUGUUAUGUAUUUCUGUUAAUAGAACUUAAAUAGCCACUUCUAAACAUAAAGCAAAUAAAGAAAAUAUUUAUAGGAUGAAAUGGUUAACUUUUUUCUUUUUCAGUAAAAUUGUCGUGUAACACAUAGGGGAUGAUCUGGUAGCAAGAUAAUUAAUUCAUAUUGUGACUUUUACUUUUGCCCUUACAAGAUUAUUCUGCUUGAUCUACAAACAAUGAGUGCGUGUCAAAGUGCACUGUGACCCCAGAGAGGGUAAUUCACAUGCUCACAUACAGUAUCCAGUGUAAGCAAUGUAAUUGUUAAAUAGGAAUGCUUCAGAUUUGGGGUCAUGAGAAGAUAUGCAUGGCUGUUUAAAAAAAGAAAAAAACAGUUGCUCUUUGACCAGAGAUUACUACUCAAGCAGUAUUAUAACAGUUUCAAAUAAAGUGAUCUUCAGUGAUACUAUUAAAUCAUAUUUUGUGAAUCCCAGAUGUUGUACAAUUGUAUUUUGAAAUUUCCCUCACUAUAAAAUUGUAUUUUGGUAAGUGUACUUGGAUAGCAGAUUGCCCACAUUACAUUUUCUAUGUUACAAUUCUGAAUGUCACAUUCAUAUGUGCUUUAUCUAAAUAAUGAACAUUUAGAAAUGUAUGAUUGCUAUUUUUUGUAAUGUCCACACCAAAAAAUACCAAAAUAUCAGUGUUCAUUGCUUGCUUAUUUGUUUGUUCUUGAUUCCAGGUAGCAUCAAACUAAGCUGUUUAAAAAAAAUUCGUUUAUUUGGAUACUUUCACAGUGUAAUCUGAUUUUAAACAAUAUAAAAACACAGCCUUAUGAAGCCAGCAUUUCUUGUAGUACAAAACGAAGCUACUACCUUGCACAGCCCUUCAAAUAUUAAAAAGGUUUUGUUAUGCAGAUGAAAGAAUAAGAACUGUUGUUGCAAGGGUCUUGAAUAAUUCAGUCCUUCCUUAACAUUAAUUAAUUUAUAUACUGGGAGGGUGAAAUUGCCCCCUCCCAUUUGAAAAAAUAAUCUGCAGGAGAGGUGGGGAAAACAAAGGUUCCCCCCACCCCACCCUGCAGUGUUUUCUCCAAGUUCUUUGAUAGGUGAGUGUGCUUUGCUGUCCCCUUCUCCUAUUGUCAAAGAACCAGGAAAUUCAGCUCCCAAGCCCCGUGAGUCCGCUGAGAUCAGCUAGAGACACUGGACCAUCCACAUGUAAACUUGUGCUUCUACAUCAGCUUUUCACAUACUAGACCCUAACAGCAUUACCAAAUAACUUGUCCUGCCAGGGAAAUCCUGCACAGAUAGUUUUCGGUGAACCCACCCUUCAAAUAGGAUUUCUCAGAAAGGUACUGUGAUUGCACAACCUUGAGAUGUUACCUUUUGCACAGCUUGAUCAUGGGAUUUGGGGGAGGGUCUGUACAUUUCCCCUCACCUCUUUUCUCCAUGCAUGAACUCUGGACCACACGGAGCCCUCAGAGGGGCCUGGGAAAAUGUGGAUGCUACUUAUAUAUGUUAGGGAAGAUGUGUACACAGAGAUUUUCCUUUGCAUAGAAGCGUGGUUUAACCUCUCUUGUGCAUAACAUUAAAUAUGUAACACACACAACUCUCGUCAUGUCCUGCAUUCUUGCCGUUGUCUGGGAAAGUCUAUGAUAAAAACAGGGUCAGAAAGAAGACAGGAGGGAUGGGAAGACAAUAAACAGUGCAACUAACAAUCUAGAAUAGUUGCUUAUACAAAUGCAAUUAAAAUCAAAGAUACAGGGGGGGAAUAUUGAGAUCUAGAUAUACUUGCAAAUAGAAAACAUUCUAUACCUUCUCAAUCCAGUCUUCCAAUUUUUCCCUAAUGAAACAUUCUAAUUAAAUAUAAUAUAUCAUAAUGUCAGUAUAGCACUGUUCCUUUUAUAAUAAUUGUGGUACAGCUUUCAGAGUUUCUAAUACUUUAGAACUACUUCCAUUCUAUUCCUAGGAUUGGCCUAGAGCUUAUUUUUCCCAUUUGGGAUGCCUGAUUUAUCAUUUAAUGUUAAAUCUUGAGACCUUCUGUCAUGCAGCAAACUAAUACAUAUGUUAAAUAUAGAAAAUUUUAUUUUUUUAAUAAAAUGUGAUAGAAAAAUACAGAAUUAAGAAUUUGACUUAUUUAAAACAUUGAAUCAGAUUAUACGAAUUUAUGUAUGUGUGAUGUUUGUUUUAGAGAAUUACAUGUUUUGAUAGUUUGAGGGAAUUCACCACUGAUCAUUUGGGACCAGUUUUAUUUUACAAAAGUUAAUGCAAAAAACUGAAUAUUUAAAUAUCCACUUUAAUUAUUUGUGUCAUAUAUUAAAAAAAGUUUUAAGU
Gopherus evgoodei (Goodes thornscrub tortoise) is the source of this 6528-nucleotide messenger RNA. It is a transcript of the gene SENP6, whose product is annotated as SUMO specific peptidase 6. Gene Ontology annotation, cellular component: cytoplasm; nucleus. Gene Ontology annotation, biological process: protein desumoylation; regulation of spindle assembly; regulation of kinetochore assembly. Gene Ontology annotation, molecular function: SUMO-specific endopeptidase activity. NCBI's taxonomy places the organism in Eukaryota, Metazoa, Chordata, Testudines, Testudinidae. The record is from RefSeq and is a predicted model, not a curated record.